AUGUCCACCGUCGAGACCAUUACUGUGCCAAGGCAGCCUGACAUUCAGUACCACCCUGACUAUGAAAAGUACAAGGAACGCACUCGUCAGCGCAAGGAGACUGAGACACUGCAAACAACUUUGCCUGCGGGAUUCCCACAGAAGCUAGUCUCCCCGCUGGUUUGGGAAGGGAGUGAGGUUGUGAAAGGAGAAAAUUGGAUCUACCACUUGAAGGAUGCUGAGUUGGAGGAGGUCGACGCUGCUUUGAAGAGUUUCAAAGCUCUCAAUCUUUCUCUCGGAAAUAUUAACGAGUCCACCUUCCCGCUGCCUACUCUUCGACCUACACUUCGAGACCUUUCGAAAGAGCUUCACGCCGGCCGGGGUUUCUUUGUGCUACGUGGCUUGCGCGUUGACGAUUACUCUCGUGAAGACAACAUCAUCAUCUAUACUGGCGUUUCGUCUCAUGUUGGUAGCAUUCGAGGCCGCCAGCAAGACACUCGACUGGCCAACGGUACAUCGCCUGUGAUUUCCCAUAUCAAAGAUCUCACAACCACGUUUGAAGCGGAAAAGAUUGGCGCGCCUUCCAAUACUGCCGAUAAACAAGUCUUCCACACCGAUGCAGGCGAUAUCAUCUCGCUUCUAUGUUUGAACCCUGCCGCAGAGGGAGGAGAAAGCUAUCUAUCCAGCAGUGGACAUGUGUACAACAUUCUAGCCAAGGAGAGACCCGAUUUGAUCCACACCCUAUCUCAAGAUUGGCCCGUCGAUGGGUUCAAUAACCCGGCCAAGCCCUAUGUCCUGCGCCCUCUUCUUUACCACCAACCCGCCACGGAUUCCACCCCCGAGCGAGUUUUGAUCCAAUACGCAAGACGCUACUUCACUGGCUUCCAGGCCCAGCCUCGAUCGAAGGAUAUUCCCCCGAUCACCGAAGCGCAAGCCGAGGCUCUUGAUGCGCUGCAUUUCUUGGCGGAAAAGCAUCGUGCCGUUCUAGACUUCCAAAAGGGCGAUGUGCAAUAUGUGAAUAACCUUAGUAUUUUCCACGCGCGGAAUGGUUUCAAGGAUGCGCCGGGGAAGCAGCGUCAUUUGCUGAGAAUUUGGCUGCGUGACCCUGAGAACGCGUGGGAGACCCCUCAGCCGCUCCAACAUCGCUGGGACACAGUCUACAAGGAUGUUGCCCCCGAUGAGCAGACGUUCCCCUUGGAGCCCAUACUUCGUAAGAACGUGGGAUCAUAG
Penicillium brevicompactum is the source of this 1209-nucleotide messenger RNA. Its product is annotated as TauD/TfdA family dioxygenase. Bases 1 to 1209 code for a protein of 402 amino acids. The record is from RefSeq and is a predicted model, not a curated record. The transcript is spliced from 4 exons. Lineage: Eukaryota; Fungi; Ascomycota; Eurotiomycetes; Eurotiales; Aspergillaceae. Gene Ontology annotation, molecular function: oxidoreductase activity.